UCGACCAGAUUUUGGUCUUAGGCGCAUAGGAAAAAGUCGGCCCGUUUAAUCGUUACAUUUUUUCCCCCAAAAAGUCGUUAGUUCUGCUGGAAACCUACUUCUAACUAAAGAUAGUGGUCACACGUUCGAAUCGCAGAAUAUACAAUUUUAAACCAAAAUCUCAGCGCCGGCGUGGGAGCUGGGACAAUGGAUACGGUGGAGGAGAUACGACGGAUGAGUGGUUACGGCGGAGAUGUGAUAGUAGUCGGUGGGUUUCCGGCUUCGGAGUCGGAAUCGGAAUCUGAAUCCGAUUUGGCGGCGGCGGAGAUUAUGGUUAUAUGGGCUAUUCAAGGGCCAACUUCUUUUGCUCCAAACGCUCUCGUCGCUCAGUCUUCUCUAGAGCUGCGUCUCGAUGCUUGUGGCCACUCACUCUCUAUUCUCCAGUCUCCUUGUUCAAUGAACACGCCUGGAGUAACCGGGUCAGUGAUGUGGGACAGUGGAGUGGUGCUAGGGAAGUUCUUGGAACAUUCUGUUGACUCUAAGGUUCUUUCUCUUGAAGGCAAGAAGAUAGUCGAGUUGGGUUCUGGUUGUGGCUUAGUUGGUUGUAUCGCAGCACUUUUGGGAGGCAAUGUUGUCCUCACUGAUCUUCCAGAUAGACUAAGGCUACUCAACAAGAACGUCCAAACCAAUUUGCAUCGUGGGAACACGCGGGGAUCUGCUGUUGUGCAGGAACUUGUUUGGGGAGAUGACCCUGAUCCAGAUUUGAUUGAACCAUUUCCUGAUUAUGUAUUAGGCUCAGAUGUUAUCUACAGUGAAGAAGCUGUUCACCAUUUGGUAACAACGCUUCUGCAACUUUGCGGGGAUCAAACUACAAUCUUCCUAUCAGGAGAAUUACGGAAUGAUGCUGUUCUUGAAUAUUUCUUAGAAUCCGCGCUGAAAUAUUUUGCGAUUGGGCGUGUGGAACAAGCACAAUGGCAUCCGGAUUAUCACAGCCGUAGAGUCGUGCUAUAUGUUCUUGAGAAGAAGUCGAAGAGAUGCCUCACUGAUGGUUCUUCCCUUAAUCAAUCUUGUUAGCCAUUUUAGGUUAUUGUGAACGAAGAAAAUAGGAAGAUAAAGCUUUAUACGAACGAAGAGGCAAAAAUAUUAAAGAAGGGAGAAUCAAAACGUGCUCAUUGAUUGAGGUGGAGGAUAGUUGGAGGAUAGGAACCUUUGGAUAAUGAAAUGGAUGGAACUAAAAGCGUGAAAGACGUACGCGUCUCAAACAGUAUUAGUCAAUCAGCAGCAUUAUAUUGAUU
Camelina sativa (false flax) is the source of this 1274-nucleotide messenger RNA. RefSeq lists its product as uncharacterized. The record is from RefSeq and is a predicted model, not a curated record. Lineage: Eukaryota; Viridiplantae; Streptophyta; Magnoliopsida; Brassicales; Brassicaceae.